Messenger RNA from Xyrichtys novacula (pearly razorfish), 3126 nucleotides. Lineage: Eukaryota; Metazoa; Chordata; Actinopteri; Labriformes; Labridae. The record is from the annotation of a GenBank genome assembly.
GCUGAUGGUUGACAGAACUUCCUGAGGUGACACGGCCACAAACCGCUCCCACACACCAUGAGUGUAAAACUCCACAGUGUGCGCGUUAGCGAUGCUGAGAGUCACAGACAGAAACCGCUUCACUUCAUCUAUCCUGUGUUGAAUUUCUGAGAGGCUAAGUGAGGAGGAGAUCAUGUUAAACACUGAAGUAAAGACGAGCGAAGAGAAGCAUGUCAGAAAUCCACUGCUGCCGAUGGACACCCAGGCAUGAGUAAUCGAUAGUGCUGCGGAUCUGUAUCUGAUAUACAGUCUAUGCUUGGAAGCUAAUUAUCUUAGAAUUACAAGCUAACUUGUUCGCAAAAAAAAUGUUGCCUUUUUUUUAAUAACCUAGAUGAUUGUCUCUGAAUUAUGAGAUAUAUCUUUUUGUAAAUAAAAAUGCCACGAUUUUUCUGAAUGAAUGAUAAUGAAAAUUAUGGCUAAAUAAAUUUACCUUGUUUUCCCAAAUAAGCGCGUUAGUUAUCCCAGAAUUGCAGGACAACUAUAUUGUAAAUAAAACAUUUUUACCCUAAAUUUAGAAGCUAAUUAUCUUAAAAUGACAAGCGUACUUGUUUGUGAAAAAAAGGUUGCCUUUUUUUUAAAUAACCUAGAUGAUUGUCUUUGAAGUAUGAGAUAAGUUUUUCGUAAAUAAUAGUAAUAAAAAUUAUAAUUAUAAUAUAUUUCUAUAAUAGAAUAUAUAAUAAUAUAUAAAUGUUGGCCUGAAAUUCAGUUUUUACCCAACGAUCAUCUUUAAAAUAUUAGAAAAUUUUAUAGAUUAAAAGAAUUUGCCCUGUCUUUCCAGGCAGAAUUACUACAUUUUUAAUGUCCAAAGUGAAUGCAACGAGCCUCUGUGGUACAAUCAUAGACUGUAUAUACUAUUCUUAAUAGUAUAUACAGUAUGUACUUUAUAUUCUUUAUACAGUCUAUGGGUACAAUACUUUUAGUGGAAUCGAGUGCUCCGUAAUUGAUUAUCAUGUCUUGUUUCGUUUCGUCAUCAUUUCGCGUUUGUGAGGAACUUCCGUGCAGCUGAAGCCACGCAUGGAAGUCGUCGUAAACAUUUCAGUUUUCGUGGUGAGAUUGUAACAGCAUGGCACCGACUCAACAGACAAAGAUGAAAAACAAGUCAGUGAGAGAUGGAAACUGGAAAGGGUCAAAAAAUCAGGCUCAGGGUGUGAAGAAGAAGAGGAAAUGGAUCCCUGAGGGGAAACUAUUUGAAGGCAGCGUCAAGGAAGGUGCGUAUUUUCACAGACACACCGUAUCCAGUGUAAUGUAAUAAUAAUGUCCAAUGAUAAAACAUUCAUUGUUAUCCGUCUUUAGGUCAAGGAUUUGCUUUCAAGAGGAAACAAAAAGUCAAAUAUGGGUAUGACAAAAUUCUGCGGAAGGAGAGGAAAAUGAACCCAGGGUCCAAAUCUCUGUAUGAAAAGGAGGAAUACCCAGAACAUCUCAGGCACCUGUACCUGGCUGAAGCAGAGAAACUAAAGAGCGAGGCCUGGACGAACCGACUGAACAGGAGUAAACAGAGAAUGAGAGGGCAGCAGAGGGAAGAGGAGAGAGGUGAAAAUGAUGUUGCUGUAAGUGAGAGAGAAGCUGCUGGUUCAAAUCCAGGGGAGACCAGUGGAUCAGAACUGACAGAGUCUGUCUCUGAGAACCCUGAGGGACCAGGAGCUCCAGAGAAAGAAAGGUGAGUGAGGUCUGAGAGUGUGUUACAGGUUAGGUCGACCUGCUGGGAAAUUAAGUUUAAGUAUUCGGUACUUAAAGGGAUAUUCCAUCGUGAAAUUAAGAUAGGGUCAAACACACCGUAACACUGAGGUAGACAAUCAGAUGUUUGAGCUGAAUUAAUAUUUGAUAUCAUUUUAAUAUUUUAGAUGCUCAUCAGCAGAUUUUGAGGAAGAAGAAAAUAAAUGUGAAAAUGUGCAAAACAGUCUUAUUUUUUAUUUUUCUGCUUGAUUCAAUUUCUUUUACUUCACACAAAUAAUAGUGUAUUAUUUGUGCAGUUCUGUUGUAUUGUUGGUGUUCCAGUAAAAAGGGAAGUAAUGCUGCCUUCAUAAUAUUCUCUUGCAGUCUUCCAAUCAGCAACCGCAUGAGGAAGAAAAUGCUGAAGAAGACAUCCUACCAGAAGACAAAAGAGGAGUUUGAGGCUGUCAAGGAAAAGCGGAGAAUGAAGAAAGAGGUGAUGUAUUAUUUUGUUUAUUUGAAACUUAAAAUAACAUCAUGAUUUCAAAUUGUUCUUGACCCUCUGUUUAAUUAAACUAAGACACCCUUAUUGCCUGUGUUUUAUGAAUCACAUUAAAGUGUGUGUUUCCAUUUAAGGCAACAUAAGACAAGGUGGACAGGAUACAGGCAAGAGUAUUUGUUGACAUUUUUGUCCCCAUUUAGCUCCCUUCUCUUGAAAUUUUCCAGUUGAUACGCCUUCAGUCUUAAAUGAUGCACAUGUCACAACUUUUAACUUUGUGUGUAGUUUAAGUUACUUGAUAUUGUCAAGCAGCUUAGACAUGCACCCACCAACUCUGCAGCCAUUGCCUAGAUUGCAGGUCAGGAGCUGAUAUUAAAGAUGGCCCCCUUGUUGUGUAGCAAACUACUAUCACAAUAGGGACCCCUAAUUUAAAGUUGUACUGAAUUCCAUUAAUGCUACAUGAUUUACACUCUGACCUGCUGGUUUGCACAUAUUUUACUUCUCAGGAGUUCCUGAAGAACAAGCAGCAGAGAGAAGAAGCCAUCCAGAAGUACAAACAGAAAAAGAUGGAGACGUAUCAGAUGUUGAGCAAAAAGACUAAGAAAGGACAGCCCAACCUGAACCUCCAGAUGGAGUACUUGCUUCAAAAGAUCCAAGGACCAGGAAAAUGACUCCACAACCAGAGCUGGAACUGAAGGAUUAAAUGAAAAAGAGUUCGGAUUGAAAUGUUGUGUUCAAAGACAUUCUUAUAAAGGACGUUUGGGACUGUGCUUUUAACACAAACAAGACUUUUGUCAAUGGUGCCCAGAGAUGAUAGAGACCACUGUAUUAGUACAGACUGCAAGGCUGCAGUUUCAUCUCUGACCACAGGAGGGCGCUGUGAAAUAUGAAUACUCAUGUAAGACUCUUACAAUGAAUAAAAUCAGAAUUUCCUUUAA